CAGUCUAGUUCACUCCAUUAAUUUAGCCAUGUUUAGUUUAAGAGAAAAUAAAAUCAAGGAACUUCCGAAAGGUGUGGGAAAUCUUGUAAACCUUGUUACUUUUGAUAUUUCACAUAAUCAUCUUGAACAUCUUCCUGAAGAAAUUGGUAAUUGUGUUAUGCUGAAUUCCUUAGACCUCCAACAUAAUGAAUUACUAGACAUACCUUCUUCUAUUGGUAAUUUACGAUCACUUACAAGAUUAGGUUUAAGAUAUAAUAGUUUAACCAAGGUCCCAAAAUCCCUGGAAAAUUGUGUAAAUAUGGAUGAGUUUAAUGUUGAAGGAAACAACAUAUCAUCAUUACCUGAAGGUUUGCUGUCAAGCCUAACUCAACUCUCCACAAUUACAUUGUCUCGGAAUGUUUUUCAAUCCUAUCCAUCAGGUGGUCCUUCGCAGUUUUGCUCAGCAUAUUCAAUCAACCUGGAACAGAAUCAAAUAAACAAAAUUCCUUAUGGUAUAUUUUCUCGGGCCCAAUAUUUGACAAAGCUCAAUAUGAAAGACAAUCAGUUAACAUCAUUACCUUUGGACAUUGGAACUUGGUUAAAUAUGGUAGAGUUAAAUCUAGGUACAAAUCAACUAUCCAAGAUUCCUGAAGAUAUUCAAGAUCUACAAAAGCUUGAGGUUCUCACACUCAGUAAUAACCUCCUUCGGAAACUUCCAGCAAAAAUAGGUAACUUGAAAAAGUUAAGAGUCUUGGAUUUAGAAGAAAAUAAACUGGAAAAUUUACCUCAAGAAAUUGGUCAAUUGAGAAAACUUCAGCGACUUGUUGUACAAUCCAAUAAAUUAACCAGUUUACCAAGAGCUAUUGGCUCUCUCACUGAUCUGACAUACCUAGGUGCAGGUGAAAACAAUCUAAGUACAUUACCACAAGAAAUAGGUUGUCUUGAAAAUUUGGAGUCUUUAUAUAUAAAUGACAACCCUGAACUUCACAGUCUCCCAUAUGAAUUGGCUUUAUGUGGAAACUUACAGAUUAUGAGCAUAGAAAAUUGCCCUCUGAGUCAAAUUCCUGGAGAAAUUGUAAACAAAGGACCAUCUCUUGUUAUUCAGUUCCUGAAGCUGCGUGGUCCUUACUAUUGUCAGAUGUGAGAAUAAGAAAAAUAGAAGACUAUAUUACCUUUUAUAUUCCAUCACUGUUCUUACUAUUGCUGUUCAAGUGAUGCUACUAAUUUUGCUGGGCUGCCAAUACUGCUGUUAUUGUUGUUCUCUUAGAUAUACCAAUACCAGUUUGCUUCAUUAAAUAGUCAGUCAUCUUUGUGAUGUAUCUGCCUCUCCAAUCUUUCUUUCUAAAUAUACAGUUUCAGUUUCUCAAGUUUUUUUACACAACAGUUUAUGAAUCUACUGGCUAAUGUUAGAUCUCUUUAGAUGAUUAAUUCAAUUACCACUAUUAUUUUUAAGUAGAAUUUUUCUCUAUCUGUCUCUCUAAUAGUGCCCAGUUAAAAUCAACCAGGCCUUUCAAUUGCAAACAGUUUACAGUUUUUCCCUAGUACUAGACAGCUAUAUUGGGCUAUUUUUGCCUGUCCUUCCUAUACUUCAGCUUCAUAAUAAUUUUAAAGAAUAAAUUAAUGUCUAAUGAAUCAGUGUAACUACAGAAAGUAUAAGGAUUCACAAAUGGAUAAUUGAAAGCUAUGUGUCUUGGAAAUAGAUAAUUUCAUUUUUUUUUAAUCUGCUGAUAAAUAUAUAUAUCAUAAUAAUAAAAAAGGCUUUUGCUGCUGGCACUAAUUUCUGUUAUAUCACCUCAUCCCUGCUGAUAUUUUUUUUUUAUAUUUAUUCAUUUUUCCCCACAGCUCUUUCUGUAUUCAAAUUUUGUAUGAACUUGCCCAAAUCACAGAAAUUGAUUUAUGAUAUUGUCCUUGUGCAUUUUUAAAAAUAACAUACUAUAAUUUAGUAUGUACUAAUAUUAAUUCAAUUGAAUCAAACAGUUUUUUUUUUUAGUAAUUUUCACAACAGAACAUUUUGUUUCUUUAGCUUUUUUUUUUUUUGUAUAAAUCAUUCCUAUUCUUCAGUAAUUAUUUUAUAAUAUUUUAUUUUCAUAAAAGUUUAUAUUAUUUAAUUUUUAUUUUAGUCACUUAUUCAUAUUUCAUUUGUUCAUAUUUUUUUAAGAAAAUAAAAACUUUCAAGGAAAUGUCUAUUAACAAAGAACAUGAACCCUCUUGUUUUAAUAUGACAUGAAAACAUGCCUCCCUUUCAUUGACUCUUGCUUUAUAUUUAUUUGAUUGACUCUAUUUGCUCUAUACUUCCAAGAUCACUUCAGAAAUAAUGUUAAUCCCUUUGCACAUAUCAAAAAUGUGCUAAUUUAUUUAAGGAACCAAAUAUUUGUCAAAUUUAGGCUUUGCUAACAUUUGAAUCAAUUUUAAAUGGUUACAAUUUCACCACACCACCUGAAUUUUAUGAAUUUUAUUAAAAAGAACAAAUCCUAGCAAGAAAUAAUGUUAGCAUCUCAAGCAAUACUUCAACCAGGAUUUACUCACAGGUAUCAGUUCUGAGUCUGACUUUUUAUCAGGGAAUAAGGGAAAACAUUUUUCAUUGAUAAAGAUUUUAAAAAAAUCUACUGAAUUCACUUCAAUUAAUAAAUCAUUUCUGAAAUAUUAA
This is a messenger RNA of Octopus sinensis (East Asian common octopus), 2626 nucleotides long. RefSeq names its product leucine-rich repeat protein soc-2 homolog. The coding region runs from base 29 to 1123 and encodes 364 amino acids. The record is from RefSeq and is a predicted model, not a curated record. The transcript has 12 exons. Lineage: Eukaryota; Metazoa; Mollusca; Cephalopoda; Octopoda; Octopodidae. Gene Ontology annotation, molecular function: protein binding.